Messenger RNA from Eupeodes corollae, 5691 nucleotides. Its product is annotated as probable multidrug resistance-associated protein lethal(2)03659. NCBI's taxonomy places the organism in Eukaryota, Metazoa, Arthropoda, Insecta, Diptera, Syrphidae. The transcript has 11 exons. The record is from RefSeq and is a predicted model, not a curated record. Bases 699 to 4799 code for a protein of 1366 amino acids. Gene Ontology annotation, molecular function: ATP hydrolysis activity; ATP binding; ABC-type transporter activity. Gene Ontology annotation, biological process: transmembrane transport. Gene Ontology annotation, cellular component: membrane.
UCUCCUCGGAAUUGGUGCUGUUGUAGAACUCUGCUUCUACCGGGGCCCAAAUUACUUCAAAUUAGUGUGGCAAUUGGAAUUAUUUUCCCAAAAUUAUUGUUGUCCCUUUUUCCAUCUCUACCUACUUACAUACAAAAAUUUCUUCGCAAUUGAAACAACAAUAAAACAAAAAUAGUGUUAUUUAUUUUUCCGUGCAAAAUGACUACCAACGAAUGUUAAAAUAUUUAAUAUAAAACAAAUAAAGUCAAUACGAAUAUUCUUGCCGACUGACUCGUUAAAGCCCCUUUAAGUUUGCCUUUGGUUGGUUCGUCUAUUAGAUAAUUCUAAUUCUACCUACUUACCUUUCCGUUCGGCGAUUGUUCUGCAAAAAGAAAAUAAAAGUUCAAGAAGUUUUGUAUAAUUGUAGUACCUACUUUGUUUUGUAUGCAAAUACUCGAGUAUUUGUAGCAGUGAGAGAAUUAAAAAGUGCGUCUAGCUAUUUGGCAAUUGAAUCGACAGUGGAUUUUGUGUUGUAGUUUGUAGGUGUUUUUUGUGUGCUAUUUCGUUUCGUGGGUGCUUCCAAUCUAAAAUACAAUAUCUCCUGUUGCGCCACACUGCUGGUGCUAACUGCUUACCGAAGCGAUCGUUUAGGCAUUUCCCCACCGACAAUUUAAAUUAGUUUUUUGUUUAGCUUCAACAGUGGUCAAUAAAAUUGAAUCAUGCAGUCCAUGAAAGCUGAUGCUUUGCCACAAAAUCCUCGGGAACGAGCAAAUCCACUUUCGUUUUUAUGUUUUUGUUAUACAAUACCCACAUUUCGUAAAGGUAGAAAAAAAGUUUUGGACUCUGGUGACCUUUAUGCUGCUCUCAAAACUCAUAAAUCAGAUACAUUGGGGAACCAAUUAAGUGCUGCAUGGGAUAGGCAACUUCAAAAAAAAGCCAAGACUGGUAAGGAAGCAAGUUUAUUGAGAGCCACAUUAGAUGUCUUCGGUUGGAAAUUUUCACAAUUCGGUCUGGUGCUGUUUUUUAUAGAAAUAUGUUUAAGAAUAACUCAACCCUUGUUCCUAGGUUUGCUUGUAACCUACUACUCUGUACAAGAAAGUCCCGACACAAUUGUAACAGCUUACCUGUAUGCCUUAGGUAUUAUUGUAUGUAGUGCACUUAAUGUACUGUUCCAGCAUCCAUAUAUGCUGGGAACGAUGCAUGUUGGGAUGAAGAUGAGAGUGGCCAUGUGUAGUAUGAUUUAUCGAAAAGCUUUGCGGCUAAGUCAGAAUGCUUUGGGUGAUACAACUGCUGGACAGGUUGUUAAUCUCAUAUCGAAUGAUGUUGGUCGUUUGGAUUUGGCUACCAUUUUUGUGCAUUACUUGUGGUUGGGACCGCUUCAAACAAUUGUCAUUACAUAUCUUAUGUAUCUGCAGAUUGGUUUCUCGUCGGUGUUUGGUGUAGCAUUUAUGUUAUUAUUUUUGCCUCUUCAAGCCUACUUGGGCAAAAAGACAUCCGUUCUACGAUUGCGCACUGCCUUACGCACAGACGAACGUGUGCGUUUAAUGAAUGAAAUUAUCCAAGGUAUUCAAGUUAUAAAAAUGUACGCGUGGGAAAUUCCAUUCGGAAAAAUGGUUGCUCAGGCACGUAAAAAAGAAAUCACACCUAUCAGAUAUGUUUCAUACAUUCGAGGCAUAUUGCUCUCCUUCAUAAUGUUCCUAACGCGCGUGUCAAUCUUUACCAGUUUGGUGGGCUAUGUUCUGCUUGGAUAUAUGUUGACAGCUAAACAGGCUUUCAUGGUAACGGCUUAUUAUAACAUUUUAAGAACUACAAUGACGGUUUUCUUUCCCCAAGGCAUAUCCCAACUCGCAGAAGCUCUUGUUUCUAUUAAACGUAUCCAAAAGUAUAUGCUCUACGACGAGACAAAUGUUCGAGAUAAAUCUCUAGACAGUAGCGAACUCGAUGAUGAUAUCACAACUAGUAAUCAAUCAACAAUAGUUAAGGGUCAUGAUACUAUCAAUGGUAACGGAAAUCACAGAGAGAAGCAACAACAAGUUGUCGCAAAUGGCAAUGCUACGUUAUCGGAAGCUGGCGUUAUCCUAACUAACUUGAAGUCAAAAUGGAAUGCAGCAUCGACAGAAUACACAUUAGAUGAUGUUAAUCUUCGAGUACAGCCAGGAACUCUGGUGGCAAUCAUAGGUCCAGUAGGGUCAGGAAAAUCAAGUCUUAUUCAAACGAUUUUGGGAGAGUUGACACCGGAAUCGGGUACUGUAACAGUUAAUGGUACCCUUUCAUAUGCCUCACAGGAGCCAUGGCUUUUCACAGGGACAGUUCGGCAAAAUAUUCUCUUUGGCCAACCGAUGGACAAACACCGAUAUCGUGUUGUUAUAAAGAAGUGCGCUCUAGAAAGGGAUCUGGAACUUUUGCCCCAUGGAGAUAAGACAAUCGUUGGAGAACGUGGAGCUUCCCUUUCAGGUGGUCAGAAAGCAAGAAUAAGUCUGGCCCGAGCUGUAUAUCGUAAAACUUCAAUCUACUUACUUGAUGAUCCUCUCAGUGCUGUAGACACUCACGUUGGGCGCCAUUUAUUCGAUCAGUGCAUGCGUGGAUAUUUGCGUGAGAACAUUGUAGUUUUAGUGACACAUCAACUUCAAUUCCUCCAACAUGCCGACCAGAUUGUGAUCAUGGACAAAGGAAAAGUCAGUGCUGUUGGCUCAUAUGAAUCGCUAAGAGAGAGUGGCUUAGACUUUGCCAAAUUGCUAUCUGAUCCUGAGAACAACGAGAAUGAAGAGGGAACACUCUCCAGAUCGGGCAGCAGACUGUAUAAACGUCAAAAUAGUGAAUCCUCUCUUAAAUCUGCUGCGGAUUCUUAUGUUGGAGAAGAAGCACCAAUGCAAGUGCAGGAAGUUGGUGGAGAAGGCCAAAUUGGACUUGACUUAUAUAAGCAGUACUUCAGAGCCGCCGGCGGUUUUCUACUGUUUUUCGUGAUUUUGAUGUUCUUCUUAGUAGCUCAGAUACUUGCUUCUGGUGGAGACUACUUUUUAUCAUAUUGGGUCAAUAAACGCGGCACCCCUAACACUCCAGACCUCGAAGAAACUCCAAAAUUAUUUACAAACGACACGUCUGUAGUGACAACAACGCCACCAAAUGUAAUAAUCGAAAGCAUUUCAGCGCUACUCGAACAAAUGGGAAUGGACAAAAUUAAUGAUGCUGUUGAUAUAUAUAUUUUUACUGCAAUCACUGUCUUAACUGUUAUAGUAACUCUCUGUCGUAGUUUCAUCUUCUUUAGUUGUGCAAUGAAGGCAUCAAUUUAUCUACACAAUGCAAUGUUCGAGGGAGUAACAAGAGCAACAAUGUACUUCUUCAAUACGAAUCCAUCAGGUCGUAUUUUGAAUCGAUUCUCCAAAGAUAUGGGCCAGGUCGAUGAGAUUCUACCUUCGGUCAUGAUUGAUGUUGUUCAAAUCUUUCUGCAAUUGAUUGGAAUUGUGGUCUUAGUGGCUUUAGUUAAUCCCGUGUUCCUUCUGCCAACGGCGAUCUUAGGAGUUAUUUUCUAUUAUCUGCGUGUGUUUUAUUUGAAGACGUCAAGAGAUAUAAAGCGAAUGGAAGCAAUGACUCGAUCACCUGUGUAUUCUCAUUUAUCUGCUUCAUUGAUGGGACUUGCAACAAUUCGUUCGUUUGGAGCCCAAAAGAUUCUAAUAUCAGAGUUCGACAAUCACCAAGAUUUACAUAGUUCAGCAUUCUACUUGUUCAUUUCAACAAAUAGAGCUUUUGGAUUUUGGUUAGAUUGUUUCUGUGUGGCAUAUAUUGCCAUCAUCACGUUGAGUUUCUUUAUCUUCCCUCCAGAAAAUGGUGGCAAUGUCGGUUUGGCCAUUACACAAGCCAUUGGAAUGACUGGCAUGGUGCAGUGGGGUAUGCGGCAAUCAGCAGAAUUAGAAAACACAAUGACAGCUGUGGAGAGAGUCGUUGAGUAUGAUACGAUCGAAUCAGAAGGCGCUCUAGACUCAGUACCCGAGAAGAAACCACCGAAAGAAUGGCCAAUGGAUGGUAAAGUGGUAUUCGAUAAUCUAAGUCUUCGCUACUCUCCAGAUCCUAAGACCGAAUCAGUUCUUAAACAUCUGAAUUUGGAAAUUCAGCCGUGUGAAAAAGUAGGAAUAGUGGGACGUACAGGAGCUGGCAAAUCUUCGCUUAUCAAUGCUCUAUUCCGUUUGUCAUUUAACGAUGGCUCAGUGGUUAUUGAUCGCAGAGACACCAAUGAAAUUGGUUUGCAUGAUUUGCGAAGCAAGAUUUCAAUUAUACCCCAAGAACCAGUGCUGUUCUCAGGAACGAUGCGAUACAAUUUGGAUCCAUUCGAUGAGUACUCCGAUGAAAAGUUAUGGGAGUCCUUAGAAGAAGUUAAGCUUAAGAAAGUUGUAUCCGAUCUUCCUUACGGCCUACAAAGCAAAAUCUCUGAAGGCGGUAGUAAUUUCAGUGUUGGCCAAAGACAGCUGGUUUGUCUUGCACGUGCAAUUUUGCGAGAAAAUAAAAUUCUCGUUAUGGAUGAGGCAACGGCUAAUGUUGACCCACAGACUGAUGCUCUCAUUCAGACAACAAUAAGGAAAAAGUUCAAGAAUUGUACAGUACUUACAAUUGCUCAUCGUUUGCACACAGUCAUGGACUCGGACAAGGUUCUUGUUAUGGAUGCCGGAAGAGCAGUAGAGUUUGGUUCGCCUUAUGAAUUGCUUACAGAAUCUUCUGUAAAGGUAUUCUAUGGAAUGGUUAACCAAAUGGGUAAAGGAUCAUUUGAAAGCUUUUUAAGAACUGCCAAACAGGCACACGAAGAUAACAUGAAACAAAAAUCUGCCUAAGGUUUUAUUGGCUAAUUAAACUUUUCCUUUUAAACAAACGUUGCUGUGAAAACAAACUCAAUUCAGUAAAAGUGCUAUUAAAUACCGAAACAAUUUAACUUUAUAUAGAUUUAAAAACAAGACUUCAAAACUAUACAAUAUACUUAAUGAAACUUAUUUUGUAUGAAAUAUUCAAUAGGUACAUCACAAAUGCAAGUAAAACAAAAACAAAAACAAAAAUUAAAAACGUAUGUCCUUAGCAUAGUUGUAGUUAUCAUUUACUUUUUUGUUUAGCAUUAAGUUCUCAAAAGCGAUUAGCUAAGUCGCCAAAGAAUGCCAAACAUUCAUAAAUGUAAUUUAUUUUUUAUAUAAUCCUGAUAUAUAUAAAUCUAUACAUACAAAACUAAAAAUAACACAUUUAAGCCACGCUCAGACCAUCAUUGCAUCUUUACAACUCUAAAUUAACAAGCAGGACGACAUACUACAAAAAUGUGCCUUUAUUCAAAUCGAAAUACAAUAUUUUACUUUUUGUCUGUUUUGAUUUUUGUCAUACAAAACAAAUAUGUUUGUAUUCAAUUAAGCUAUAAAUAUGUUAUAAUGUAAACCAUAACGUUCAUUGAGAGAAGAUUGCUCUGUAUUUCUGUAUUUUUGUAAUUGGAAAAAUAAUAAUAUUAUUUUGCUAAAUUUUGUAACGUAAAUAUGUAAGUGAAACAUAUUAUAUUGUUAUAUAUUGCUUAAGCGAAACAAAGUUUAUAUUAUGUAUAAAAUAUUCUAAGUUAAGAACAAAUAUCUAUCAUUGUCAAAUUACCAACAUACAUACAUAUACUUUCUUUUUUGAUAAGCGAUUUUAAAUUAUACAUUAAAAAAAAAUAAAAACUGAAAAUAAAUACCAACAAAUAAUUUAAAUAAUAAA